This is a messenger RNA of Fonsecaea erecta, 342 nucleotides long. RefSeq lists its product as hypothetical. NCBI's taxonomy places the organism in Eukaryota, Fungi, Ascomycota, Eurotiomycetes, Chaetothyriales, Herpotrichiellaceae. The transcript has a single exon. Bases 1 to 342 code for a protein of 113 amino acids. The record is from RefSeq and is a predicted model, not a curated record.
AUGGUUUUCAGAAAGGAGGACAAGUUCCCCGAGUUCGAGGAUCCACGGGCAUUCGACAAAGAGGACUGUCUUUCGUGCAGGGUUCUAGGUAUUGCCCUCCACAAAUUCCCCUUUCCCCUAUCACUUCAGAGAGCUAACUCCUUCUCGCUCGCUGGUAAAGGCUCAACGGCGUUCGUGGCCCUGGGUGGCUACACUUACUUUUCGGGCAUGCAACAACUUCGCGCACGGCAGAAGGCUAUCGAACUCAGCAAGUCCAAGUACAAAUACGGCUCACGCCAACUGGGCAUCCUGUCGCUGUCCGCCACGCUGGUGGGCUUGGGGAUUUAUCGCAUGUUUAUUUAG